AUGUUUAGGAGAAUACCUUUUCUAUCCAGACGCAAACAGGAUGUCGAAGGAGAUACGAGAACGUUGAAAAAGAGUCGUAAACCAGCCAAUACUGCCUUUAGGCAACAACGUUUGAAGGCUUGGCAACCUAUACUUUCCCCUCAAAGUGUACUGCCCCUGCUGAUAUUAGUUGCAUGUAUAUUUGCCCCUAUUGGUAUUGGUCUUAUCAUCAGUGCGACAAACAUUCAGGAUCUGGUCAUUGAUUACAGUAGAUGUGGAGAAGAGGCUAGCAGAGACGCUUUUGAGGAAAUACCUUCCCAGCAUGUUCGAUAUCAUUUCAAAAAAAGUGUAUCAACCAGGCCAACCUGGAAGGUUAAUGAUGGCGGUGAUAAUGAAGACGUAUGCACAUUAAGAUUCCAGGUUCCAAACAACAUCAAGAGAUCCAUAUUUAUCUACUAUAAGCUUACAAAUUUCUUUCAAAAUCACAGAAAAUAUGUUAGCUCCUUUGACAUUGGCCAACUUGCAGGCCAGGCAAUAAGUGCGCAAGACUUGGAUAGCAGCUGCGAUCCUCUCAGAAUCUCAAGUGACAAAGCAGUUUUUCCUUGUGGUCUCAUUGCAAACUCAAUGUUCAAUGACACAUUCAGCAGUGUUUUAGCUGGGCAAGAUGGCACAGAUGAUUACAUAUUGACAAACCAAGGUAUUUCAUGGAGUUCGGAUCGUACGCGGUUCAAGAAAACAAGUUACAAUGCUAGCCAAAUAGUCCCACCACCAAAUUGGGCAAAGAGCUUCCCUGAUGGAUAUAGUAGCGACAAUAUACCAGACUUGCAUACCUGGGGAGAGUUUCAAGUAUGGAUGCGAACUGCGGCACUUCCAACGUUUUAUAAGCUGGCUUUGAAAAAUCACACGUCAGAGCUACCCAGUGGUAAUUACAGCGUGGAUAUCGGUCUGAAUUAUCCAGUCAUAUCGUUCGGCGGUACCAAAUCUUUCGUUCUCACAACUAGUGGAAUAAUUGGUGGGCGAAAUAUGUCAUUGGGUAUAGUAUAUUGUGUUGUGGCAGGAAUUUCAGCCAUAUUCGCUAUCAUUUUUCUGCUAAAGGUAAUAAUCCAGCCUAGAGCAAUGGGAGACCAUUCGUAUUUGAAUUUUCAGGGUAACUACGAGAACAAAGAUUCUUCAAACAGUCAAAGAACCACCUUGAGAGAAAUUCUAUAG
Messenger RNA from Zygotorulaspora mrakii, 1188 nucleotides. RefSeq names its product CDC50/LEM3 family protein. The record is from RefSeq and is a predicted model, not a curated record. NCBI's taxonomy places the organism in Eukaryota, Fungi, Ascomycota, Saccharomycetes, Saccharomycetales, Saccharomycetaceae. Gene Ontology annotation, cellular component: Golgi apparatus; plasma membrane; endoplasmic reticulum. The transcript has a single exon. Bases 1 to 1188 code for a protein of 395 amino acids.